Messenger RNA from Pseudogymnoascus destructans, 2132 nucleotides. RefSeq lists its product as uncharacterized. Gene Ontology annotation, cellular component: extrinsic component of intraperoxisomal membrane. The record is from RefSeq and is a predicted model, not a curated record. The transcript is spliced from 2 exons. Bases 281 to 2032 code for a protein of 583 amino acids. Gene Ontology annotation, biological process: peroxisome inheritance. Lineage: Eukaryota; Fungi; Ascomycota; Leotiomycetes; Thelebolales; Thelebolaceae.
CGGGACGCUAGAGAUCUUCACAGUUACCAGUACCAGUAUGUUGUGAGACAGUGACUCUGCGACAUAUUUUUUGUGAUAAUGACCUCCCCAGAAAGAGGAGUGUCACCGAGUCUCCACUAGGGAUCUACCCAAUAUAUGCAACAAUCUCCCAGGUCGAACAAAACGACUCGACUUCCUCCGCGAAUCCGAUGCGCCGCCACACGAACUCUACACUCAAGUAGCCUCGCCGCAUGAGAUAGGAUGAAAGCCUGUAGGUAAUACAGGCUUCUCAUAUAUCAACAUGGCGCAAGAACUCCCGUCGUCGCUUCCGACGCAGUCGACGAUGAAACGCGCAGUUACUCUACCUCUGCGACCCUUGACUUCGAGUAGCUGGACACAACGCGAGAAGCCAGCAUCUUCGGAAUCUAUCGAGAGCCUGUAUAUACACCCGUCGGUGCGGAUUGUGUCCUUCGAAUCCUUCGGCUCCUCCUCUGUCUUCCAGAGACGAUCAAGUCUAAACACCCCGAACCUGGCUGAUGUUGAGGAGGAGGUUGGGACUUUACCAUGGUCUUCUACCUUCGAGAGAACCAUUGCAGUUGGUCCUCUCCGUAUCUACAGAGCCCGCGGCUCAGUUGCAUUCAUAAACUGCAGCAGUGUUAUACAACCAGUUCUACCGAAAUCCAGGUGCUGGUGUGUAGACGACGAUGCGACCAAAUUUAUUCUGCAAAUCAGGCGACCUCAAUUCUGGCGCAUUGAAGUCCCACUGGAUGACCCGAAUCACAAGGCAAAAUCACAGGAGCUCAAAGAUGUGUUGAGCCAAAUCUUGUUGUUUGAGAAGACGCCCUGCCCAUUUCGAAGGAGCUUUCACAUUGAGCUACCUGAACCACCCCAAACACCUGUCAAGAAGAAGCCCUGGAAACCUGUGGAGCAGCCGAGUUCCGCCAAUGUUGAUACCUUAUCCGCCAACGCCGAGGCGUCCGUGGAAGUAUCUCCAAAAUCUGGGAAAACUGAGGAUUACUAUGCGGCUGCUUCCUCGGAUGAUCACCCAGCGGUCCCUGAGAUGGACACGGACAGUGACGCGACUGAUGAUACGAACAUCACGCCUCGGAAUUACUUUCCUCGCGUCCCAAUUCCACAUAUCUUUAAGCAAGGACCCUUGAGCCGGCCUGAAGUCCUAGACACCGGGCGAUCAGUGACCGCAACUCAACAACUAACGUUGAUGACUUCGCCUCCUUCCAAAAGCACAAAGGGCUUAUCUCUUGGCUCUCCAGUUGGUAGAAAAUCCGAGGACUCAGCUUUAUCCAACUUCUCCUCGAGCCAGGACUCUUUCCACACGGUGCAGUCAUGGCACAGCCCCAUUACACCAAUGUUUCCAGAUUCGUCGGGCUCGAGACCCUCUACACCAACCACAUAUCCCUAUCCACACGAUAAUAUAAAGCUUCCAAAGCGAACACCUGAGCCACAAAAUGUCUCGGAAUUAACAAUUAGCCCCAGCUCAGAAACUCCUAAUACCCCGGGCGUCUGGUCAAUGGUUGAUACCCCAGAAACUAAAUUGAGUGGCUCUCUACUGCAAUCAUCGCCACCGUCACCAACAACUACGACUCCGGCCCAUAAGAUUCAGGAGGACCACGAUGGGGAAGAGGUCUACGAGGAUGCUUCCCCAUCAGCGGAAGUGGUGGUCGCAGAUACACGCAAACAUAGGUCAGUCAGUGAGCGCUCAUCUCGCAGACGAGCACUCUCACCCCUCGCGUCGCCAGCAAAUCUCUUCUCUCCAUCCCUGUCGCGAGCCCGGCACCUGAGAACCGCACGGCACCUCCCUACCGCCAUCAUCCAGAAGACAUGGGAGAUCCUUAUGAGUCCGCCUAGCCAUCUCGUGCAGAUAAUGGUUGAGAUUGCGGCGAAGAUCAAAGCCGGGCAGUGGCGCGGGGUUGUCUUCGGGGUUGAUGAGGGAGGGGAGGAAGUUGUUGGACAGUGGGACUAUGGCGAUGGGGAUUUCAUGUGUGAUCAGUGGGACGAUGCGGAUGUGGAUGACGACAGCUGGGAGAUCGAUUGAGUUGAUGGGGCGGCGAUGGUGUAGGAUUGACGACAAAUGGAUACUGUAUAAUGGAUAUGAUGGGUAUGAUAGGACAUUUCGCAGUAUAUACUGCACAGCA